Molecule: messenger RNA, 1119 nt
Organism: Colletotrichum navitas
Lineage: Eukaryota; Fungi; Ascomycota; Sordariomycetes; Glomerellales; Glomerellaceae
Product: ADP-ribosylation factor
Exons: 7
Coding region: 1-1119 (372 amino acids)
Biological process (GO): transmembrane transport; metal ion transport
Cellular component (GO): plasma membrane
Molecular function (GO): cobalt ion transmembrane transporter activity; cobalt ion binding; magnesium ion transmembrane transporter activity
Source: RefSeq, a predicted model, not a curated record
AUGGCGUCGAAAUCACCUGUAGGCCUGGAGGACAGGUUCGAAGACGUCGACGACGAGGAUGUCUACGCCCGCGUCAAGGCAGAAGCUGCUAGUGACAAGGCUACCAACUUUGUAGUCGAGUUCAACUUUCAUGAGUCGAGGAUCGCGUUUAAUCUAAGAUCCGAAGACUUCGGGAAACAGUUGUCCAAGCCAAACGAUAUCGAAUCAGUGUCGAUGUGCAACGAAAAUAAAGUACAGCCGUCAGCUCGGGCUACAUCACAGAGCUCAGAGAACCUCGAGAUUUACCAAAUGAUCAAGGAGACGGUCAACUACACAUCGAUCGACCGAGGGAAGCAAUGCCGUGACAACGAAGAGCCCCCGAGAGUGUUGCCACCAUGGCACUGGUCCUGGCUUACCCUCUGCUCUGACUCCGUCGUUGUGUCGUUCCACGAGACGCCGCCGACAGAGCAUCUGGAAAGGGAUGACUGGGCCAGAGACGAACUGCGGAGCAUGCGAUCCAACACUCUCAGUGUUCUCUCCAAGCUCUCGAAGCACGGUGUAACAGACUUUAGCCAUAGGCUCGUCUCGUUCAAGCGAGUCAGGCAAGCGAUGACUGAGACGGAACCUCAAAGCGAUACGGCAUAUGAAGGCUCAAGCAAUCUGUUUUACUACUUAACCGAAGAAGCAAAGCCAAGACGGACGAUGUCGUUAAGUUUUUGCACCAAAAGCCUGUAUGGCGAGGUCAAUAUAUCCUCAUCAGCAAGAAGUCGCUUUGAACGCCUCAGGGACAGACUGCGACUCUUGAUGCUUAACACGAUCCAAGGGUGCUUGGAAGAGCAAAAGGCCUUGUCAGACAUGUAUUUCAGCCUUACCGCCCAAAAGGACUCGCAAGCCACUGCCCGCUUGAGCAGGAGUGCAACCCUCCUCGCCAAACUAAGCGUCUUCUUCCUGCCCAUAACUAUUAUGACCAGCUACUUCUCCUUCGAGAUUCCCGACGUCGUGGAGCAUUACACUCCCAAGACGCACUGGAUCUGUUUCGCCGUAAUUGCCGGUCUUUCCUUCAUCAGCCUGUUCUUCUUCAGCCGCAUGUUGGAAGCUGUAAGCGACACCCUUGAAGGCUGGGCCGAUUACGUCUCGUGA